UCAAACAGGGAGGGAGCAGGAGCACACGGCCAUGUCUGAGGAACACGGAGACAACAUGCUGUUUAACUAUUUACUAUUAAGAAGUUGUGUGUAGGACAGGUCACACAGUGGGGGGGGGGGUGCAGCUGUAGUAGGGGUCUUGGUGUGUCGAGUAAAUUCUGAGUGAAGAUGCAGGUCACUGCAUGUCUCCUGUGGGUGUCCUGGUUCUUCACCUGGGCAGAGUACUCACACAGGUGCAUGGGCCUGGACAUUUGUGCAUCAUUACCAGGACUGGAUAAGAGGUCAAAGGGCCGAGUCAAGGAGCAUGUGCGUCACAGAGUUGGACAGCAGCACACGCCUCACAGGAGGGGGCCGCACAGGAGGAAAGGUUCCAGAGUCUGUGCAGAGGAGACCCCGCCCCGCAUCGUCCACCAACCCUCUGAUGUGGUGGUGAAAGUGGGGAAUCCUGCCAGGCUCUCCUGCGGAGCGGAGGGCGGCCCAUCCAUGACCAUCCAGUGGCUGAGGAAUGGACAGCCCUUAGAGACGUUCAGUGGCGAUCGUGAACGUCUGCCCAUAGUUCUCCCGGAGGGGAGCCUUUUCUUUUUGAGUGUAGAGAAAGGAAGGCGCGGUCAGUCGCAGGAAGGCGUCUACACCUGUGUGGCCAGUAACAGCGCAGGCACGGCCGUCAGUCGUAACGCAUCACUCUACAUCGCCAGUUUGCAGGAGGAGUUCUCAGUGCAGCCCAGAGACGUGGAGGUGGCAGAGGGGGAGGUGGCUAUCUUAAGCUGCGGCCCUCCACUGGGACGCCCUGAACCUAAUGUCGUCUGGAAGAAGGAUGGUUUUCCCAUCCACAGCUUGGAUCAAGAUUACACUGUGCUGAGUGGGAAGCUUAUCAUCGCUCCAGCUCAGAAGUAUGACUCUGGUGUUUAUGUGUGUGUGGCGAGCAACAUAGCAGGCGUGAGAAAGAGCAGGGCGGCUCGGCUGACUGUACUAGCCAGUCCCGGGUUGGUGCUGAAGCCAGAAAAUGUGUCUGUGAAGACGGGAGAGUCCGCCCAGUUCUUCUGCCAGGCUAAAGGUGACCCCCCACCUGCUGUGGUGUGGAACAGAGAGCAGGGGCCUCUGCCUAAUGGAAGGUAUCUUGUAAACCCAGACCAGACUCUGCAGAUCCAUUACGUUACCUCUCAGGAUGCUGGGAAGUACACCUGCACUGCUGCCAAUGAUGUAGGUGUGGCCACUGCCAGUGCAUAUCUGAUAGUUGAAGAGCCGGCCAGUACUGUACAGAAAGACCUCCACAAAGAGCUGUCUGCCCUGCGAGUUGCUCUGGAAAACGUCACCAUCAUGGCCCCUGGGUCCAAUGUUUCUCAAGUGCAAUGGAAGCUGCAGUCCCUCCCAGCCCAAACUCAUUACCUCGAUGGCUUUGAGGUUCUGUAUCGCUCUCUGCUGCCCGCCAGCUCAGACUGGGCAGCGAAGAAGGUGACUGUGCCCUGCUCUCAGACUCAGGUGGGCCCCUUAAAGAGAGGCUUCAAAUACGAGUUCAAAGUUCGUCCCUAUGGCGGUAACCUUUACGGUAGGGAGAGCAACACUCGGCACUUCAGAGUGCCUGAAACAGUGCCCAGCGCCUCUCCACUGGCAGUUUCCAUCACAGUGAGCCAUGAUCAGAAUAACACCAUCCAUCUGAGCUGGGAGCCUCCUCCUCAUGAAACACACAACGGUAUCAUACAGGGAUACCAGGUGUGGUGUGUGGAGUCUGACGAGCAGGUGUACCAGAACUGGACCGUGAACAGCGGCCAGCACAGCCUGGAAAUCUCUACUCUCACACCAGGAAAGCGAUACUGGAUCACCAUUGCAGCCGUUAAUGGAGCAGGAGUCGGAGCUCUGAGUGACCCGCAUGGAUUUGUCAUCAACCCACAAACGAGCAGCCCCCCUGAUUCAGACAAUAAAAGUCAGGAUCUGUAUCAGGCACUGCUUCAGGACCCCGUGUUCAUUGGCAGUGUUGGCGCCCUCUUGUGUUGUGGUUUGAUGGUCGCAGCCGUCUGCCUCUGCAAACGCCACAGCAGGACCGGCCGCCUGAUACCAGGACAUCAUCACAGGUCUAAAGGUUUGCAGAGACUUGCCAGUGAAGAUCUCAUCAUCAAACACAGGAUGGCGGCUCCAGACUCCCCCUGGAUCUCUGGAGGAUGGAGACCUGCGUUCAACCAGAAGUAUCAGGACCUGUGGGCCCAGGGUCAGAAACAUCCCGGCCUCAGAAAUACCAGUCUGCCAGUCUCAUCCAGGAAGGACCCCUGCUGCCUGGACUCAGCCGUCCCCAUUGUGACGGACAGCUGCGGGGUCUACGGCACCUUCUACGUGGACCUGAUGGGAAACGGCCUGAAGACCUUCAGCAGUCCAAAGCGCUGCCCCAAAAUGCCUCAUGGUCUGCUCCAUCAGCAAGGCACUGAGACCAUCCAGAUAUUCACUCAGCCUGUUUCAAAGAGCUCGUCCCUGGAUAGCCAAGAGGCAUUACCAUGGAAACAGGGCAUACGCCCCCAGCCCAAGAUGGGUGUACUGAGGGAGAAAAACCACACUAAGCAAGAGUUGCAUGCAGUGAACAGCGUCCCCAUUGUGCCAACCAGGAAGCAGGCGUGUCCCCCGAGUGUCUACAAACAGAGACUCAGUCAUGUACCAUCAGGCAGACAUGGUGGACAUCCAGAGAGUAGUAAAGUGGCUUGCUGUCCUCGCCUGCUGCAUUACUCUGCCUCUUUACACCUCGUGGACAUGCUGCCCCCACCACCACCUCCACCCAUAGACGACAUCACAGACACACACAGUCUCACCUCAGACGAAGGUUCCAGUCGUUCUACAAAGCUGACAGUGGACAUGGGCUCUCUGCAGUCACUGUGCGCUGCAUCAGGUCAGCGUGGGCAACCAGGACAAACCAACAACAACAACAACAACAACAGCCAUCCCUCGUACAGCCACCUGUCUACUGCAUCAUACUGCAGGUCAAUGGAUGACGGACAUGGCGGCACACUGACAGCUGAGGAGGCCUGUCAGUAUCUGGAGCUCAGCCCCAAACCUGAGAGAUGCAGCAUCCUGCCUGAUCCGCGUCCCACCCUGUCCCAGCCCUUUUCCUCCACCCUGGGCUUCAUCUGCGGGCCGGUCCGUUCCCCUCAGUUAGAGUCUGACCCGGUCAACGAUGAGCAUGAGGCCCCACCGAUCGGCCUGCGACGGGCCCGCCUCCAGAGCACACCUUCCUCCUGCUACAGUGAGUGGGACAGCUCCCUGUGGAACACCUGGAGCUCGGUCAUGGACGGAAACAUGGCCAGCGCCCGCACCAGCCUCAUCAGCUCUGUGGACAGCUGCUACACUAACGACAGCACCAAUUUUGCCCACAUGCUGGCUGUGGCAGCCGAGAGUAUGAGUGGAGCCUCUUUGUCAGACUUCUCUCCGCCGGCCUCCCCGCUCAGCGCCUUGUACCCGUCGUUCAGAGGAGACGGAGACUCGUUCGGGGAGCUGGAGCCGGUUCCUGCGUGGGACUGGAGCAUGGCCUGGAUGGAGGAGAUGGAGGCUCAGUACAGAGCGAACUAUCCUGGAAGGAGCGGCAGACCCUUUGACACUUAGAGACAACGGCAGAAGAGUAAAAAAAAAAAUCAAAGCAACUGAAUCAUGUGGACUUCAGAAACACCUCAUAGCCACGUCAAACUGCAAGAAAAAAAAGGAGACAUGAAACUGACAAAUUUCAUUUUUGGACGUGCUGGAAAUGGUUUUAGAGUCUGAAUAUGAAGGGUUUGACAUGUGGCGUUUUCCCAUUGAAGAAUAGGUAAUUGGAGCCAACUUUUGAUUGGGUGUCUCAUCUCUGCACGUUUUUUUUUCCUGUUGAAAUGUUUCCAGUUUACCUCACAGCAGUUCCGGCUACUAUUUUGCAAAUGGCGUCCAUCAAAAGUUUUUUUUCCCCUCACUCUGUAUCCUCUCCUCUCAUUAGAGAGGAGGAUAAUGAGAUACUUCCCGUGGGAUGUUCUCACCCUGCCUGUUUUUUUUGAAAAGGCCAGAAAGACACACAAGACAGGAUGCGAGACAGUGAGAAAGCAGUCAUUAGGCAGAAACAAAAAAAAAAAAAAAAACGUGCUGGAGAUUUUCCUCUCUGCACACAUUUGUUUCUCGUUAUCGUAGAUCUUUAGCAGUGAUUUUUAUUACGGCUGAAAAUCUACAAAACAGUGAUUUCUUUUUACAGUUUUUCACUCAUCAAGUGUAAAUAUAUAUAUUCAGCAGAUUCAACAAAUGUUAUUUAAAGAAUUUUAAACACAUUCCAAAUGAUUUACUGUCAUACUUUCUCCUGGAGAUUUAUUUUAUAUUUUAAGAAUGUUUUUGUCUUUGAUCACCUCGUUGACUUUUUUAAUGUUUUCAAUGUUUGCAUUAGACGACACUUGAUGUAGUUCAGAGCAGGGAGUUGCACGACUUCAGAUUUUUUAAAGUCGGCAGUCAUGUGAUAAUAGUCGAAUCGAUUUGGACUAGACACUGAUGAAGUUAUCAAUAAACAACAGGAGAAGGAAAGGCUUUGCAACCAGAAAAAAGUUAAUUUGCAGAACUUGAUGCAUACAGUAUGCUGCUGAAAGUAGACAGUUAACACAUAAAGAAACAGCAGGUUGCAAUAGCUGCAAUAAAGUAUGCAACCAUAACCGGUGUGCUACAACUCCCAUGUUAAGAAAGAAAAGUUACACUUGGUGAGGAAAAAAAAGAUCAGGUAAACAGUAUUUCCACCUGCUUGUCAUAAGCCCUUGGUAUACUUGCUUUUAACUACAUGUACACUAAUGCAUGAAAUCAGCCGCACGUUUCCUGUGGUGGUUUGGAGCGUUGGCUUUUAUACAUAUAUCCGCUAGGAGCAGUGUAGAGUUGUGAGGUGAUGAGACUGAAUGUGACAACAUCAGAGACACCAGAGAGCUGCUACAACAAUGGCUGAAAGUUUUAAAGAAAAGAUAAAAGAUCAAGUCCAAAACAAUCAAUGUUUGUUUAAAUGACACUCUGCAAAUCUGGAAAAAGUACUUCAGUGUUUUAUGUGGCCUGAUUUAUGUGGUGCUCCCUCUAGAGGAAUCCUCCAGUAACACACCUUCUACAUAGUCAAAAAUGUGAACAUUAACAUUUUAGACCCAGAUGGUUGUCUAAGCGUAUGCUCAAUUCAAAAGCAAAUAUAUUUGAGUUUAUAGUCUUGCUCAGUACCAGUUCUAGCUGUCUUCUAUUCUGGUUCGAGUGUAAAAAGACGAGAGCAUCACCGUGAGCUGGAUGAAGACUUGCCCGCUCACAUGAUAAGCGAUUAGUCGUCAUCACAUAUAAAGUGUCAUCAGCUGUAAAGUCGACAAGUCUGUGCAACCCCUAGUUCAGAGUAGCAAACGUAGAAAAAGGAUUUAUUUUAAAAUUAAAGUCAUUUUGUUCAUAUUAAAUUGAACUGAUGGAACUAACUGAACUUGAAUUUUAGUGAGCAGUCAACAGAAAGUAUUGUAUAAGUAAAUGUGCUGUAUGCAUAACUUAGUUUUUGCAUGCCUAAAUAUGUGUAUAUAUAAAUCCACUAAUGGUUAAAGUAUCAACAUUUUCUAAGAAUUUAGCAUUUUUAUGUGCAUUUAAGUAUGUGUGUUUGAUAUUUUGAAUAAAACUUUUGUUGGUCUCAAUUUAACUUUUUCGAUACAUGAUGUGUCCCAGAUGAGCUGCAGAAUAAAGCUCCUGCCAUGAUACAGUUUGUACGCAAUUAUUAUUUUUUUUUUUUAAUGGAGCACAAUAGUUUUUCUUUAUUGGGAAGAAUCCCCAAAUUGUUUGUGUUUUUUUUUCUAUAUUAAAGCUGCUGUGAGGAACUUUCAA
Labrus mixtus (cuckoo wrasse) is the source of this 5805-nucleotide messenger RNA. It is a transcript of the gene robo4, whose product is annotated as roundabout, axon guidance receptor, homolog 4 (Drosophila). Gene Ontology annotation, cellular component: plasma membrane; axon. NCBI's taxonomy places the organism in Eukaryota, Metazoa, Chordata, Actinopteri, Labriformes, Labridae. The record is from RefSeq and is a predicted model, not a curated record. Gene Ontology annotation, molecular function: protein binding. The transcript is spliced from 19 exons. Gene Ontology annotation, biological process: cell-cell adhesion; axon guidance. Bases 169 to 3579 code for a protein of 1136 amino acids.